GCGCAUGCGCAGUCCGGUGGGAAAGUUGAAGCUAAACUUCGUAGUUAAAAGAGGGAGAGAAAAAAAAUAGCCGAAUUAUUACAAAAGUAGCCGGGAGCAUGGCGUUUCGCCGACGAAACAAGAGUUACCCUUUCUUCAGCCAAGAAUUCCUCGUCCAAAACCACGCCGACAUCGUCUUCAGUUUGGUGAUAUUCAUUUUGAUUGGGUUGAUGUUCGAGGCUACAGCAAAGACAGCCAUAUUUUUUAUUCAGCCACAGUACAAUGUCACCACACUGUCACCAGAGGGAGAAGUGACGAUGUAUCAUUACGGAUGGAAGGAUUGUGCCACUGUCGUUUUCUACUUCUUCAUCGCCAUCAUCCUCCAUGCAGUGGUGCAGGAGUAUCUGCUAGAUAAAAUCAACAAACGUCUACAUCUGUCAAAGAGCAAGAACACCAAGUUCAACGAAUCGGGUCAACUGUGUGUGUUUCACUUGGUGUCCAGUGUGUGGAGCUUCUACGUCCUUAUAACGGAAGGAUACAUUUUGCAUCCCAGCAGACUUUGGGAAAAUUAUCCACAUGCACACCUCAGGUUCCAAGAGAAGUUUUUCUACCUCACUCAGCUGGCCUACUGGCUCCACGCUUUGCCUGAGCUUUACUUUCAAAAAGUGCGCAAGGAAGAUAUUUCUCGCCGGCUGCAGUACAUCAGCUUGUAUCUGCUGCACAUCUUGGCAGCAUAUUUGCUAAAUUUGAACCGCGUCGGCCUGGUGCUCCUCUUCCUCCAGUAUCUGUCGGAGUUGGUCUUCCACAUCGCCAGACUCUUCUACUUCACGGAUGAAAAUCACCAGAAAAUGUUUGACCUUUGGGCUGUCGGUUUCGUGUUUACUCGCAUGUCAACGCUCACGCUCAUGUUUCUCGUCGUGGGUUUCGGUUUGGCUCGUUCCGAGAACCAAGUGCUGGACUGGGAAACGGGCAACUUUAACAAUGUGCUCAUAAGGCUGACUGUUCUUCUGUUGGUAUAUCUGACACAAUCCUGGCUGCUGUGGAAAUUUAUCCGCUUCCAGCUGAGGCGCUGGAGGGAGUUCCGUCACGAGCAGGCCUCCCGCAAGAAGACCGCCACCAAACAACCUCUGCGGCCACUCAAGCGGGACUCACUUGGGCAUUAUGAAAACGGAUUUCUUAAAGCUGAGAACGGAGCCUCUCCCCGGAUCAAAAAACUCAAAUCCCCGUAAAAAAAACAACAAAAAAAAACACUGACUGAGCUGAGCUGAGCUGAGCGGGGGGUGGGGGGGAGCUUGGUUGAGUUCUAUCCCGACACGCUCCAGGGAACUCGGUCACUACAGACUUAGCCUUGAACGCUGGAAAAAAAAUGAAAUUCCAAGGAAGUUCCUUGACCUCAAGAGACAUCCUCUCCUCGUCAUAUCAGUAUUUUGUCGUUUUCAUGCAUUUACAUGACCUGCUUCCCCACGUCAAGCAGCACCGUCGUUCCGGUGCGGGAAAAAAAACCCAGAAGUGUACAGCAAACACGGUAUGUAGCACAUGUUACUGUGUAGCAACUUUUGAAUGUUGUCGUUUAUCCUCAUAAGUACUGUAUCGCUUGUCUGAUUGCCAUUGAGCCAGCUUUGCUUCUUUUCCACUCGGGGCCCAUUGGGCCGGGAACUUGUUACUGAUCAGAGAACAUACACGUUUGCUUUAAGGUAAGGGGAGGGGGUUUUGGUCAUCCAAAUACUCGCGUCCGAAGCGCCUCCUAAUAAAUCAUGUCUCGCAUUUGUCAUCCAAGACGAGCAUCGUCACGUAUGUCACUGCAUGCCAUUCCAUGAAUUGUUAAUAUCCUUAAUGAAUAAUGCCAUUUUUCUGACAAA
This is a messenger RNA of Nerophis ophidion (straightnose pipefish), 1838 nucleotides long. RefSeq names its product translocation associated membrane protein 2 (gene tram2). Gene Ontology annotation, biological process: protein insertion into ER membrane; SRP-dependent cotranslational protein targeting to membrane, translocation. NCBI's taxonomy places the organism in Eukaryota, Metazoa, Chordata, Actinopteri, Syngnathiformes, Syngnathidae. The record is from RefSeq and is a predicted model, not a curated record. Bases 99 to 1208 code for a protein of 369 amino acids. The transcript has 11 exons. Gene Ontology annotation, cellular component: endoplasmic reticulum membrane.